CUUAGCUCCCAUCAAUGCAAGUCGGUGAUUUUAUAUCGGCAUUUCGCACACUGAUCUCCUCCUCCUUCAUCCACAAACUCAGCCACGGGUAGACCGACACGCUAGCAUAUCAUUGAAUCAAUAUGGCUAGCUUUUUCGAUCUCAAGGCCAGAAAGGCAGCAGCGGCAGCCAACAGUAACGCUGACCAGAAGCAAGAUAAACCUUCAAAUGCUCGAACUCAACCCUGGGUCGAGAAAUACCGACCAAAGACCCUCAGCGAUGUCACUGCCCAAGAUCAUACCGUCGAUGUGCUCCAAAGGACACUGCAGUCCUCCAACCUCCCUCACAUGUUAUUUUACGGGCCUCCCGGUACAGGUAAAACUUCGACAGUUCUAGCACUCGCCAAGGAGCUCUACGGUCCCGAUAUGAUAAAGUCGAGAGUCCUCGAACUCAAUGCCUCCGACGAGCGUGGUAUCUCCAUCGUCCGAGAAAAGGUCAAGAACUUUGCGCGAAUGCAAUUGACCAACCCGGCACCUGGCUACAAGGACAAAUACCCUUGCCCUCCUUUCAAGAUCAUCAUCCUCGACGAGGCCGACUCCAUGACACAAGACGCCCAAAGUGCACUACGACGAACCAUGGAAACAUACAGCAAGAUUACUCGAUUUUGUCUGAUUUGCAACUACGUCACUCGAAUUAUCGACCCGCUUGCCAGUCGAUGCAGCAAAUUUCGGUUCAAGAGUCUCGACCAGAGCAAUGCAAAGAAGCGACUGGAGGAGAUUGCAGAGAAGGAGGGCGUGCAACUUGAGGCUGGUGCUGUUGAUGCACUCAUCAAGUGCAGCGAGGGCGAUCUUCGAAAAGCCAUCACCUUCUUGCAAAGUGCUGCUCGGCUCGUCAGCGCUAAUGCUCCUGACAAGGAGGCCGAGGGUGACGAGGUGAUGGAUGUGGACAAGAAGGCGGUCACAAUCAAGAUCGUUGAGGAUAUUGCUGGUGUUAUUCCGGACACUACCAUCGAUGAUCUUGUCAAAUCAAUACGUCCGAAGAAGUCUGGAUCAUCCUAUCAGAGCAUCUCAGAUGUUGUUGAGCAGCUAGUUGCAGAUGGCUGGAGUGCAGGUCAAGUUGUUAACCAACUCUACCAAGCCUUGACAUAUGACGAGACUAUACCCGAUGCGCAGAAGAACAAGAUCGUGUUGGUAUUCUCAGAAGUUGACAAACGACUAGUAGAUGGAGCAGAUGAGCAUCUUUCUAUUCUUGACCUGUCAGUGAGGAUAUCAACUAUCAUGGCGAAGAAGUGAGCUCUCGGCUUUGUGUCUAGUGUGCUGUAUCAAGCAAUGUGGGACGGAGUCAUGGUUAGAAAUGGUUUGGCGUUUAAACUGGCUCUAUAUCACCAGACAUCUAUUGUACUUGAC
Molecule: messenger RNA, 1385 nt
Organism: Fusarium redolens
Lineage: Eukaryota; Fungi; Ascomycota; Sordariomycetes; Hypocreales; Nectriaceae
Product: P-loop containing nucleoside triphosphate hydrolase protein
Exons: 4
Coding region: 123-1271 (382 amino acids)
Biological process (GO): DNA repair; DNA-templated DNA replication
Cellular component (GO): nucleus; DNA replication factor C complex
Molecular function (GO): ATP hydrolysis activity; DNA clamp loader activity; DNA binding
Source: RefSeq, a predicted model, not a curated record